Molecule: messenger RNA, 1229 nt
Organism: Doryrhamphus excisus (bluestripe pipefish)
Lineage: Eukaryota; Metazoa; Chordata; Actinopteri; Syngnathiformes; Syngnathidae
Source: RefSeq, a predicted model, not a curated record
GUGACUGUGAGGAGACGUGAGAAUCCAACUAAACUUCCUUCAUAGCUCAACAUGUUCAGCCGCCCCCUGUCCGACUGUCCCACGAUGACAUGGGUACUGUGGUGUUUUUUCCUGGUGCUGAGGUUGUGCGUCAUAAACACAGCUGCUGAAAGUCCAACCGUGACCAAGAACUACAUCUACCAUGCAGGCAGAAAGUCAAACGUCCAACUCCCUUGCAACCACCCAUUCCCCGCUCCACGCAUCGUAACGAUCCAAUGGUAUUCAGGUCCUGAUGUUAUUCUGAAUGUUGACAGUUCCGGAGUGAAAGACGAUUAUGAGACGCCCCUGAAGGGCAGAAUCCAGUUCACAGGGAAUGACUCUUCCAUACGCAUCGAUGACCCGAGGAGCUCGGAUGCCGGGAUCUACAAAUGCACGGUGAGCUCCUUGAAUGAAAGCUUUGUGGCGGCGGUGAGGCUGACAUUCCGGGACGACUGGAUGGAUGUUGUGUGCACCGUGGAAGGGGAGCCGGUGGCGGGAAAUGCGGUGACGCUCGGAUGCAGAUCCAUGUACGUCACCAAGACCACGUACACCUGGACCAAGAUCAGCGGAAACCGGAUGUCUGACGCCAAUGCGGAAGCCACCAGUGGGCAAAAACUGAUAAUGGAUCAAAUCACAGAGGACAACUGUGGACGAUAUCGCUGUACGGCCAAAAGGCACUACGUACCUUCUUCUCCUGACGGCCAUCAUGAGACCCAAAACUGUGACAUCAUACUCGAGUGUCCAUCAUCGCCAACGACCACAACCCGUGACGGCGAUGACGGCGUUCCGGUUCCAGUAGUUGCCGUGACGACCGUCAUGCUCGCGCUGGCUGUCUUCUGCGCUCUGGCUGCCGCCUGGUACUGGUCCAGGAGACAUCGUGGAGAGCUGAUUAUCGAUGACACCAUGGAGGUGUCGUCUAUGUGGUCCAGGGAGGUGGAGGCCUUCGGAGACCAGGGCGAGGUGAAUUGGGACGGUCCCGGCUUGGAAAAACUUCAGUGUUUGGAUCCGCCCAUUUCUGGAGAUACCGCCGUUAGCUCUGCAAAAUAGAGAAGAUGGAAAGCUGUUGUUGAUGUUGAUGAUGCAUUCAGGGGCUUUGAGCAGGAAAAAAGGAACCCAUCUCUAUCUGUGAAGGAAUAGUCCAAUUUGGUAUUUCUAUUGUUUACAUGCAUACUUCAUGUCUUCCCUAAUCUAAUAUUCCAAGUGUAUUUGAC